Rhagoletis zephyria (snowberry fruit fly) is the source of this 2049-nucleotide messenger RNA. Its product is annotated as restin homolog. NCBI's taxonomy places the organism in Eukaryota, Metazoa, Arthropoda, Insecta, Diptera, Tephritidae. The record is from RefSeq and is a predicted model, not a curated record.
UUGUGCGGUUUCGUUGUUUUCGUUAUCGCCGGGGCUGGUAUGUUUCGCGUUGUUGCCAAUAAAGCUUAGGAAGCGGUUUAAGGUGCUUCGGAGAAACUUUUAGUUACUUCAACGACAUUUUGCGAGACGGACGUGCACGCGGCUAAAUUUCGAUGCGAAAAUAAAAAAAGAAAACGAUUAAAAUAAUACUAAAUUAUAAAACCUUUAUGUAUUAAAGUGCUUGUGUUCCGAGAAAGAGGAGUCUAAGAUUUUGGGGCUUUUCGUUGCUGUUCAGUUUUCUACAAAUACCAUAAAGCUAUCAUUUAAAAGAUACGAAAAGCAUGAGUCGUGAAAGCGAUGACAACUUAAGCUCGAUUAAUUCAACGUACACAGAUCUGUAUCAAGAGACUGUAAAGCGCUUUACACGCUCCUCACUUUCGCCAGAAAUGGACCACUACACAUCGUCACGUAAUUCAACCAAAUCGACAACGACAUCCCAGAAAUCCGGGGAUGGGGAUCGCCGCACCUCUUUCGAUUUGUAUUUUGAGGCCACAGGUCGACGCCGCAGUUCAGAUCAAGGAGUCGUUCUCACACACGAUACAGAACAGUUUAUUAUUGGUCAAAAAGUAUGGGUUGGCGGCAUACGUCCCGGUCAGAUAGCCUACAUUGGCGAGACACAUUUCGCACCCGGAGAAUGGGCUGGUAUCGUACUGGAUGAACCAAAUGGCAAAAACGAUGGCUGCGUCGCUGGUAAACGUUACUUUCAGUGUGAACCAAAGCGUGGUAUUUUCUCACGCCUCACGCGUCUAACUUUGGCGCCGCUUUCCGGCGCACAAACGCCCACUUCUCCGCUAUCCAAAAUGUCGCCAGAUCGUUCACGCACAGUGUCACCAACUGCCAGCGUGCGGAGCUCGUUCCUACGGAGUCCUAGCAAAAAUGGAUUGACAGUAGGUGAUCGCAUUAUUGUGUCAUCUGGUUUUGGCAGCCGUCCUGGUAUUUUACGUUAUUUGGGCGAAACACAGUUUGCUUCGGGCAAUUGGUGUGGCGUGGAAUUAGAUGAACCUUCGGGUAAAAACGAUGGCUCUGUGGAUGGUGUAAGCUAUUUCGAAUGCAAACCAAAAUAUGGAGUAUUUGUUCCGAUCGCCAAAGUCUCACUGUCACCUUCGUCGAAGAAAUCGCGACUUUCCAGAACGGGCUCCCGAGAAUCUCUAACUUCCAUUGGCACAAUGAACAGCAUUGCCACAACGAAUACAUCACGCUUGCGCAUGAGUGCACAGCGCAAACCUUUGUCAAUCAAGCCGAUCGUUGCCACACCAAAAUCUCAAUAUUCCAUGCAGGAUUUACUACAUGAGAAACAAAAACAUAUUGAGCAGUUGAUGAUAGAACGGGAGCUGGAUCGUGAGGACUGCCAGAAUCAAGCGCUACAAUACCAAAAGAAUAUUAACGAGGAUAAACUCAUUGAUUCGGAUCGUUGGGCCCGUCUAAUUGCUCGCCGCAGCUAUCGCCUGGCUGACCUACGUCGCGAAUUUCGCGGCUGGUACGGCAAUCACGAACGACACUGCCUUCUGCACAGCAUCCUCACACCGCUUCGCAUUAAAUAGGAUAUGUAAGCGAUGAAGAGCGAAACUUAGAAUACCCUACUAGAAGUAACUGGUGCUCAAACUCUUUGAGGGAGUCGGAGAAUGGGAAAUAAAUUGGAGCUUUGACUUAGCAACACCAAAACUUGUUUAAAAACCAUAGCAGGAAGUCGGUUGUAAUUCCGGUGCUGUCUCUAACUACGAUAUUUAAAAAAAAAAACCUAUUUAUAAUAAUAAAACGCACAAAAAAAUACAAGAACACUUGUACCGAACGCAACUACUUGUUAAAUAAAUGUAUUUAGUUAUUUGAGCGAAUUUUAUUGCUUUGAACGAUUAUUUUUGAAUUUUGUUAUGUUGUACAUAUGUAUUUACCAAAACCAACUGCUUAAUCACAAGCACAAAUGGAACAAUAAUAAAUAUGUAUAAAUUAUGUAAAUUCAUAUGCUGAUCUUUAUUAUGUACAUGCGUAUGUAAAAUAAAAAUGUGUAAUAAA